AUGGUCAAGAUUUCGUAUCUGCUCAUUUAUAUCAUACUCGUAUUGCUUCAACAUGCUGUGGGAGAAGAGUCUUCGCCAAAAUUCCUCUCGUCUGCUGGUAUUACUUCUAGCGACUACCGACUUUCUUCACGCCGUGGCAAGUAUGCUAUUUCGCUUGGUAUCCAAAAAAGUGCUAAAAACCCACUGCAUGUUCUAUUUUCAGCCCUACCGUACACUAUUUAUCUCCUAAGUUCUUGGAAUUCAGUCCAUUUAGACCUAAAUCCGUAUUAUGUAAUGAUCGCCAGCACUCCUUUCAUUGCUCAGCUGAAGAUUAAUCUCACGUUAACCGUAUUUAUCGCUGCGGAGAGGAUUUUGGCUCUGUCCUUCCCAGUCAUGUUCCGUAAGCUGUCCUCUUACCCAUACACGACGUUUUGCUUGAUGCUUGGGUUUCUAUUAGCGAUCAUAGAUCUCACUGUGGAAUUCUCGCUCUCACCGUUCAACAAAACACCCAACUGUCCCUCUGUCGGAUGUUUCUUGAGUAACACGUUUUCUUACUAUUUAGGAAUCAGCAACAUGGUGAUGGGCGUUGUUGUGAUUGUUCUAACGGUAUUAAUCCUUGUAAAACUGCGAGCUCUUCAACGGGAUCCACAACCACUAGGUGUUAUAGAUUCGACAAGGAACAAAUUCAAGCAGGUAUCUCAUAACUAUUUCUACUAUUGA
Molecule: messenger RNA, 699 nt
Organism: Angiostrongylus costaricensis
Lineage: Eukaryota; Metazoa; Nematoda; Chromadorea; Rhabditida; Metastrongylidae
Source: the annotation of a GenBank genome assembly